AUGACCCAUCGCUGCUCAGGCUCUAAUAAUACAGCUUUGCAGCACUACACCGAGAAUUUUGUACAGGCGAUCUUUGACUCGAUUGAGCCCAACGGUGCAACCCUUGUUAUCGGUGGAGAUGGACGUUACUUCUCUCCCGAGACGGCACAGACUAUCCUUAAAAUCGGUGCUGCCAACGGUGUCGCUAAAUUCAUCGUCGGGAAAAACGUCAUCUUAUCCACCCCUGCUGCCUCAAAUGCGAUCAGGAAAUACAAAGCGAAUGGCGGCAUCUUACUCACCGCAAGUCACAAUCCUGGAGGCCCCACCAACGAUUUCGGUAUCAAGUACAAUGUUUCGAACGGUGGGCCUGCCCCGGAGAAUGUGACGAAUAAGAUAUUCGAGAAGAGCAAGACGAUCUCGAGCUACAAGAUCAUUGAUCUCCCUCCACUCGAUCUUUCGAGAGCUGGAUCGUUCACGUUCGGUCCGACCAAGGUCGAAGUUAUUGACUCAGUCGCGGACUACCUUGCGCUCCUUGAAUCGAUCUUCGAUUUCCCCCUCAUCAAGACGUUCCUCCUCGAGCAUGCGGAUGACUUCCGCGUACUCUUCGAUGGUAUGCACGGCGUGACAGGCCCGUAUGGGCGAGCGAUCUUCGUCGAUACUCUGGGACUGCCGGAAUCGUCCGUUCAGAACGACAAGCCCCUUCCGGACUUCGGCGGCGGACACCCAGACCCGAACCUGACGUAUGCACACGAUCUUGUUGAACGUGUCGAACGAGAAAACAUUCAAUUCGGCGCGGCGAGCGAUGGCGAUGGCGACCGGAACAUGAUUUACGGCAAGGGCGCAUUCGUGACACCCAGUGAUAGUGUCGCCAUCAUCGCUGACUGGGCGGAAGCGAUUCCGUACUUCAAGAAGGGUGGCGUGAAAGGUUUGGCACGCAGCAUGCCCACUAGCGCGCAAAUCGACUAUGUUGCGAAGAAGAAAGGACUGGAAUGCCAUGUUGUACCCACGGGCUGGAAGUUCUUCGGAAACCUCAUGGAUGCGGGUCAACUCUCUAUCUGUGGUGAGGAGUCCUUCGGUACUGGCUCGGACCACAUUCGGGAGAAAGAUGGCGUAUGGGCUGUUGUAGCGUGGCUAAACAUUCUCGCAUAUGCGAAUAAGCAGUCGCCUAACAAGCUCCUCGGAAUCAAUGAGCUCUUGCAGAAGCAUUAUGAGGUUUACGGGCGCUCUUUCUUUUCUCGUUAUGAUUAUGAGGAGGUGUCGUCAGAGGGUGCACAGAAGCUAGUUGACGCCUUGAAUGAACACAUCAGCAAGGGUGAUCUCGCCGGGAAAAAGUACUUGUCGAAGUCGACUGGCCAGUCUUUCGUCGUUAAAAACGCCUACAACUUCGACUACACGGACCCCAUUGACGGCAGCGUGUCAAAGAACCAGGGCCAGAUCGUGGGUUUCGACGACGGCAGCCGCGUUGUUUUCCGUCUUAGCGGAACUGGUAGCCAAGGUGCGACGGUGCGGAUGUACGUCGAGCGAUAUGUUGCAGCAGACAAGGGCGUUGCGGAGCUUACCAAGCCUACCACGGAGGGUCUGAGUGGACUCAUCGAGGUUGCGCUGGAGCUCAGCAAAUUAAAGGAGUUCCUGGAGAGAGAGAAGCCUACCGUCAUCACGUAG
Molecule: messenger RNA, 1641 nt
Organism: Fibroporia radiculosa
Lineage: Eukaryota; Fungi; Basidiomycota; Agaricomycetes; Polyporales; Fibroporiaceae
Exons: 3
Coding region: 1-1641 (546 amino acids)
Biological process (GO): carbohydrate metabolic process
Cellular component (GO): cytosol
Molecular function (GO): magnesium ion binding; phosphoglucomutase activity
Source: RefSeq, a predicted model, not a curated record